GAACAAUUAAAUUCUUGUCAAUCUUUUAAAAUUAAAGUAAAAUUAAAAUGGAUGAGCAAAAGAUCGAGUCAACUGCUGCUCAUGUGAUCGAGGAGAAUGAUGUUGUCGCUGCUGCUGAUGACGAGGAGGAGUUUUAUGAGAAGAUAGAAGCACCAAAGUUUGUCGAUUUUACUAAACCGUAUACUUUUCGUACUGAUGAUCGAUACUGGUUCUGUUCCAGAGUUGGUUGUGAUCAAAAGCAUGAGCAGGAAAUAAACCAUGAAGAGAUCUCUAAAAACUUUGUUCUUCGGGUCCUGGCUGCAAGAAGUCCCAACAUUAAGCUUCGAAAAGCACUAAACAAGGACCAGUCCAGCUUGAAGUGUCCACUUUCAGCUCCUGCAAAACCCUCCAAGCCCAGGAUACCGAAGUUACUAAUGGCGUCUCAUUUGACUUCAGACAAGAAUGGUGGUGACCCACAAAGCAAGAUCCGGCCUUGUUCAAAAGCUGGUUCCACCCCAGUGAUUAAGUCAAGGCCAGUGGCUGCCAAGUAUAUGACAACACCAAGGAACAAAAUGUGUCAACCCAAUCCCAACUCUUUCCGAAGUGUUCAGAAUCCAAAGGCGACCACGAUUGACAUGCCUAAAACUCGAACAAUUGCCAAGGCUCUUGUUUUUCACUCUCCUAAGAAGGCUAUUUGUGUUAAGAAAUCUGUUGAACUGCAUACACCUUUAAGAAAGAUUUGUGAAGGGAUGAAGAGACUUGAAAUAGGAAGUCAAAAGAAGAUAUUAAAGGGUACAAAAUUGAAGCCCAAAAAACCAGAAACUGAAGAUUCAUCUAGAAAAUUGAAGGUCUGCAAGAGUGACAAAAAGUCAAAAGAUUUAGCAGCUUCCAAGUCUACAAAAGCUCAGAACAAGAUCACAAGCUCCAAAAAUGUUGAAAAUGAGUCCAGUGAGAUCGAUGUUGAUGUGAAGUUAAUCGAUGGUUCUACACCUGAGGUUAAGAGCGAAGGAGGUCCGUUACAGCCAGAAACUUCCGACUCUUCAAAUGCCCUUGUGUUGAGAGCUGAAACGAACGAUUUGCCAUAUGUAGAAGAUAAAGAGAAUAUGGCCAUUGAUGUGAAACUAAUCGAUGGUUCUACAUCUGACUUUAGCAAGACAGAAGAGGAUCAUCCGCCACAAGCAACUUCUGACAUAGAGGCUGUGGGAAAAGCCGGAGAUCAUUCAAAUGAAGUGGUAGCAGGACAGAUGGAUGAUGAUGACGAUGUUGGUAAAGAAAAUGCUUUAAAUCCUGAUGAUAACAACAGAUCUAACAACCAGCCAUUGGGUGAUAAGAAUCUCACCAAAGACGUAUAUAAAAAGAACAAGGUUAUACAAACUUCUGGUCCUGCCUGUAUGAAAUGCAAAAAGCCAAAACCUACCAACAUCAAGCCGUUUAGGUUAAGAACUGAUGAAAGAGGAAUUCUUAGAGAAGCUCUUCUGGAGAAAAAGCUUCAUGUUACUGCUCCUGCAAAAGAUGAUUUGAAAGAUACAAGUGUGCUCAAAAAGACGUAUCGGGUUCCAGUGAAAAAAAAUGAUAACUGUGGGAAGGAAACAAGUGCAGUGGGAUCAAAACCAGUCACUAAAAUUACACAAAAACGCCCUGAAUCGUCACAGCAAAGACCCAGAUAUAUGACUAGCUUAAGGACAAGAUCAGCUCAAGGGAUUGUUUCACCUCAGAAAACAAGGACGCCAUUUCAGCAACUUGAUGUGAUAAAGGAGAAAUCUUGUAAAUUAACAAGUGAUGUUGUUGUGGCAGAGAUCAAAACUAGCGCAGCUUCUACUACAAGAUCUACCUCACGGGGAAAGCGGCCUGUGACAAUUGCUAAAGAACCAAACUUUCACACCUCACAUCGGCCAAGAGCUUGCUUAAAGAACAUUGCCUAAGGAUUAAGCUUAUGUUGUGUGUAAAGAUCCAAUAGGUCAAUCAUUCAUUGAAUUCACUUUUUUUUUUUUGUAUCUCCAUGUCAUAUUUGAUUUGGUUUGACUGAUUGUUUUUAGCCAAUUUGUUUUAAAUUUACUGCUACAAAAAUUUUGUAGCCAUUUAUGCCA
Molecule: messenger RNA, 2066 nt
Organism: Erigeron canadensis
Lineage: Eukaryota; Viridiplantae; Streptophyta; Magnoliopsida; Asterales; Asteraceae
Exons: 8
Coding region: 48-1901 (617 amino acids)
Source: RefSeq, a predicted model, not a curated record